AUGGAUCACGAAAAACCAGAGGUGGUCAUGCCACAAAUAUACGAGUACAGCGAGAAUACGCGGUCAACACUGAGUCCGGAUUUCGAAUUCGCCCUUGAGCCGCCUAUUGAACCUCCAAAUGUGGAGGAGCGUCGCGAGCGUCGAGGGGAGAAACAAUUGUUGACGGAAAACGACUACAGAACAAUCGGCAAUGGCCUGUUUCUCGGAUCUGGUACCUCCCUGGCGGUGGCCGGGCCCGGUGGAGCUGUCCUGUGCUACAUAAUCAUGGGAACUGUAAUCUCGUCUGUCAUAUCGUGCCUUGGCGAAAUGACGUCCCUGAUGCCAGUCAACGCACCUGUGAUGGAAUUCCCCAGAAGAUUCCUAGACCGAGGUGUUGGAUUUGCAGUUGGUUGGAUGUAUUGGUUCGCAUACGCCAUUCUCGCCGCAGAUGAACUUGUGGCGGUCUCGAACACGAUCAAAUUUAGGUACGAUGAUGGUAAAACGUUCUUGAAUUGGAAAAUCGGCGAGGACGUGGAUACUGGCGUGUGGAUAUCAGUGUUCCUAAUCCUAGCAAUAGCCAUCAACAUGUUUCCAGUCAAGGUCUUCGGAGAGCUCGAAUAUAUUUUCGGAUGCAUCAAGAUUACAUUUAUUUCGAUGCUCAUUGUGUUGAUGUUGAUUAUCGACGUAAUGAAGCAUUGGAACGACCCGUAUUCAUUCUUCAACCCCGUGUAUAGUGUCACGGAUGAAAACGGCAAUCUCCAACGAACGAUUGCGGGCACAGCAGGGAUUUUUCUUGGGGUGUGGACAACCAUUAUCCAUGUCAUAUUCUCAUAUGUAGGAAUGGAUAUCAUUGCCGCGACUGCCGCAGAAAGUAAAAAGCUAGCCGACGCGGAAAGUAUGAAGAUGGGAGCUCGAAAAAUUAGUCUGCGAAUCAUCACUCUAUACACGUUCGGCAUGUUGCUGGGGUCCUUUGUGGUUCCUAGAGACCAUCCAUUCCUCAACGGCGGCGGGCAAUCCGUGGGCUCACACUCAAUAUACAUCAUCGCAGCAGUGGAAGCCGGACUCCCCUCAGCAGCGCACUUCUUCAAUGCGAUUUUUGUGUUCUCGUCUUUCACCUGCGCGAUCAAUUCGACAUACGUUGCCUCACGAGUAUUGUAUACCUUGGCAUUGCAGGAUCAGACCGGACCCGAGUUUAUCACCAGGAGGUUGCGCCAAUGCAGAUCAGGUGUCCCCAUUAGAGCAGUGGGGGCAACUGGGUUAGUCUUGUUGGUUUCUUUCUUGGGCCGUACUGGAACUCCCGGGCAGAGAUUGAGUGAACUCGCAUCCAACUGCACAGUAUCAUGCCUCAUCCUGUACGUCGUUAUCUGCGCGACAUAUCUGAAGUUCUUCCAAACACUGGCAGACGUCAAGCUCUACGGCAACGCCUCUGAAGCCCAAGCUGCGAUGUACGAUCGCGACAACCCCCGCUACCCCUACAAGUCGCACGGGCAAUGGCUCAAAGCGUGCUACGGACUGGUAGCUUGCACACUACUCGUACUCUUCAAUGGCGUAGGUCCCUUCCUAGAGCAUCCUUUCGACACAAGAAGAUUCGUAGCUUCAUAUAUCGGCGUUCCCGCCUUCAUAUUCCUCAUCCUAGGCUAUAAGAUCCGCAAGCAUGGCUUCAGGGUUCAGGACUGGGGACCAGAGAGAUCAAAUGAUCUCCGCAAUACUAUCCAAACGAACUCAGAUGUCAGAGUUGGACGUCUCGAACUCCCUGAUGAUGGGUUCUUUACAAAAGAGAAUGCGAGGACGUUUGUGAAGUGGGUAUGGGUGUGGCUGAAGUGA
Messenger RNA from Hyaloscypha bicolor E, 1803 nucleotides. RefSeq names its product amino acid transporter-like protein. The transcript is spliced from 10 exons. The record is from RefSeq and is a predicted model, not a curated record. The coding region runs from base 1 to 1803 and encodes 600 amino acids. NCBI's taxonomy places the organism in Eukaryota, Fungi, Ascomycota, Leotiomycetes, Helotiales, Hyaloscyphaceae. Gene Ontology annotation, molecular function: amino acid transmembrane transporter activity. Gene Ontology annotation, cellular component: membrane. Gene Ontology annotation, biological process: amino acid transmembrane transport.